Messenger RNA from Caenorhabditis sp. 36 PRJEB53466, 1571 nucleotides. Lineage: Eukaryota; Metazoa; Nematoda; Chromadorea; Rhabditida; Rhabditidae. The record is from the annotation of a GenBank genome assembly.
AUGAUCUACCGACUGCUGUUCCUCUAUUUUUCCGUCGUCCACGCCGAAUUGGAAAUGGUCCAGGUCUUGGUGAGGUGAGCGCGAAUUUGAGAACUUUUUUUGAGCCAGAAUUCACGCAUUUGCACAAAAUCGCAGUUUUUUCUUACAGGCACGGAGACCGGGCUCCAUCCUUCACGUAUCCGAUGGAUGAAUCGUUCCACGUGUCGCAACACUUUCCACGUGGCUUCUCGCAACUGACUCGACGGGGAUUCGAGCAGGCGCGCGAGCUCGGACACUUUCUGCGCACGGAAUACUCGCGGCUCGCCGAGCACUUUGACCGUCGCCACGUGCUCAUUCGGUCGAGCGACAAGGACCGUUGCAUCGAGACGGCGACGGGCCUCGUGCAGACACUCUUCCCCGGCGACAUUGUGCCCGUUCACACCUUCUCCCACUACAAACACGAUCUGGUAAGGCUUCUUUUGUUUUGAGCUAUCGUAACUGCCAAAUUUUGAUAUUUUGUGACGGUUUGACAGUCAAUCGAAAGAGAAUUUUAUGCGCUACAACUUCAUAGUUGAUCGUUUCUUAUCAAUUUGACUGACCGCUCUGAAGUGUGCUUUGGAGUCGAAAUUUCAUGAUUUCUUGACUGAAUUGUGUAAAAUGACAAACUACAUGGUUUUUGAAUCAUCAAAAAACCUUGAAAACCAACACAAAGACCAAGUUCCAAUUGUUCAGCUGCUCAAACCGAACAGUGUGGCGUGCCGUCGUGCCGAUCAGCUCGUGCGCGCCGAUAAGAAACGUCUGGCGGAGACGGUCGAUAUGGCGCAUCGGCCGCUUUUUGAGUUGCUCUCCCGGAAGACGGGCUGGACGGUCUCAUCGGCGAACGUCGCCGACGUGUUCAACGUGCUGCAUCGAAAAGACGCGAACGGGAUCCCGCAGGCUGCGUGGGUGUACGACGUGCUUCGCAAUGUGACGGAACUGAAGAGGGUGUUCCGCACGACGGAGUUCAAUUCGGACGAGAAGGCCCGCCUCAGGACCGGCUACCUUUUGGGCCAGAUGACGAAAGAAAUGAAUGGAGACGUGGCAGAGGAGAGGAAGAAGAUGAUAGUGUACGCGACGCACGACGCCACGAUCACCUCGAUGCUCUACAGUUUGGGAGUGUCCGACCAUCAGCUGGUGCCCUACGCGGCCGCGUUGAUCAUGGAACUGCACAAUAUCGGACAGAAGAAAUAUGUUAAGGUGAGAGGGGGACUAGAUCAACUACAGUAUCCGUUCAAAGUUCACCCGAUAUUGUACAAGCCACAAUCUUGCAGAUCCUCUACCGUAACUCGACGACGACUCGCCCGCACGCCCUCCGACUGCCCAAUUGCGGACUCCUCUGUCCGUUGGCCUCUUUCAAUCGCCACGUGGCAGGCAGAACGGUGGCGAGCAAGCAGCAACACGAGCUUCUCUGCCAAAACAACCACGACGAUUCGAUCUCAUUGCCGCCAGAAGACGUCCGAUCGGAAGAGGACCACGAGUCCCUUUUCUCGGCAAUUAUCACUUUCGCAUCUCUCUCCUUCUUCGAUCUCUUCUCUUAUGUAAAAACGAAAUGA